This is a messenger RNA of Centropristis striata (black sea bass), 2109 nucleotides long. Its product is annotated as protein enabled homolog. Lineage: Eukaryota; Metazoa; Chordata; Actinopteri; Perciformes; Serranidae. The record is from RefSeq and is a predicted model, not a curated record. The transcript has 4 exons. Bases 1 to 2109 code for a protein of 702 amino acids.
AUGGCGAGCUGGUGGAUGUCUGCAGACCCACUGGAUGGUCCGGACCUGGACGAGGACUCCAUCGUUUCUCGGGUCAUUCAGGCAGUCGGGUUGUUUGGAGAUAUUCUGUCCCUGGAGGACGCCAUGCUGUCCGAUGUCUAUAUGGAGGACGACACUAAGGGGACGGCAGCAGGUGAGGAGCAAAGUGUUGAAGACGCAGCUGACAAGGUCGAAGAUGAAGAAAUGCCAAGAAAUGAAGUGAUGAAGGAAGAAGAGGUGGGAGAGAAAGGAGGAGAGCAAGGGGUCGAGAAGAAAGAUGAACUGGCAGAAGCAAGAGAAGUGGAGGAAGAAGGGAUCAAACAGGUGGAGGAGGAGGAGGAGAGUAAAGGAAUGAUGGAAGGAAACACCAAAAACAAAGAUGAGGAAGAAGAAGAGGAAGAUAAGACAGCGAAAGGAAAGGAGGCUGAGGACGAGGAAGGGGAGGAAAAGGCCACUAGAAAGGAAGAAGUAAUAAAUAGAAAGGUAGAAAAUGGAGAAAGGAGGGAGCAAAAGAUUGAUGGACAAGAAGAAGAGAUGGAUGGAAAAGAAAAAGCAGAACAACAAAGAGUUGAUAGAAAAGAAGAAAUUCAGGCAAAGACACAAGAGGGACAACAGAUUGAUGCAAGAGAAGAAAAACUGGAGGGCAACGUAGAAAAGGAGGUAGAGAAAGAAGAAGAACAAAAGGUUGAUAGAAAAGAAGAUAUUCAAGAAUAUAAAUAUACGGAAGUAAAGAAACAAGAGGAACAACAGAUUGACAGAGAAAAAGAGUUUGAGGAAAAAAGAGAAAAGGGGGGAGAUAAAAAAGAAGAAAUGCAAAAGGUUAAUGGAAAAGAAGAAGAGAUGCAAGGAAAUAAAGAUACAGGGGUGAAGAAACGAGAGGAACAACAAGAGGAACAACAGAUUGAUGGAGAAGAAGAAAAUAUGGAGGCAAAAGGGGAAAAUAAAGUACUGUUAGAAGAAAAAGAGGAACAAAACAUUGGUGGACAAGAAGAAAACAUCAAGGAAAAAGAACAACAAAAUGUUGAUAGAAAGAAAGAAACUGAGGCAAAGAAACAAGAGGAACAAAAGAUUGAUGGAGAAGAAGAGAUGGAGCAUAAAGGGGAAGAGGAGGUAGAUAAAGAAGUAGAGAAACAAUAUGUUGGUAGAAAAGUGGAAGAGGAGGUGAAGGAUGGGGAAGAAGGAGAAACGGCGACCUCUGGAGGCAGAGAAGAAAAUGCAGAAAAACAAGAAGAAAAAGAGAGCAAAGAGGAGCCUAACGAGGAGCCUGCAAAUCAGCUCAAUCAGUUUGAUUCCCAAAAACCAUCCCCUCCAUCCCCUCUUUCAUCUCCAUCUGCUGCAUCCCUUCCAUCCCUUCCAUCCCCUCCAUCCCCUCUCUCAACACCAUCAGGUCCAUCCCCUCCAUCCCCUCCAUCGCCUGCAUUAGCUCCAUCCCCUCCAUCCCCUCUCUCAACUCCAUCAGGUCCAUCCCCUCCAUCCCCUCCAUCGCCUGCAUUAGCUCCAUCCCCUCUAUCCCCUCCAUCGCCUGCAUCCCCUUCGUCCCCUCCAUCCAUUCCAUCCCCUGCAUCCCUUCCAUCCAUUUCAUCCCCUGGAUCCCCUCCAUCCCCUGCAUCAGCUCCAUCCCCUGCAUCAGCUCCAUCCCCUCUAUCCCCUCUAUCCUCUCCAUCCCCUCCAUCCCUUCCAUCGCCUGCAUUAGCUCCAUCCCCUCUAUCCCCUCCAUCGCCUGCAUCCCCUUCGUCCCCUCCAUCCAUUCCAUCAUCUGCAUCCCCUCCAUCCCCUGCAUCAGCUUCAUCCCCUAUAUCCCCUCCAUCCCUUCCAUCCCCUUCGUCCCCUCCAUCCAUUCCAUCCCCUCCAUCCCCUGCAUCAGCUCCAUCCCCUCUAUCGCCUGCAUCCCCUUCAUCCCCUGCAUCCCUUCCAUCCCCUCCAUCAGCUGCAUCAGCUCCAUCCCUUCCAUCCCCUCCAUCAGCUCCAUCCCCUAUCUCCAUCCCCUCUAUCGCCUGCAUCCCCUUCAUCCCCUGCAUCCCUUCCAUCCCCUCCAUCAGCUCCAUCAGCUCCAUCAGCUCCAUCCCCUCCAUCCCCUCUCCCAGACUCUGA